CCGGGCAAGGUAUGACCACCGCCACUCCGGCCUCUGCGUCGCCGUCGCCGUCAUCGUCAUCAUCGACGACCUGGCAUGACGAGUACGACGACCACGGUGCCUCGUCACAACCCCGUUACGGCGACACCCCCUCGAACGUGACGGGAAGGGUCGGUCACUCAGCCUUCCUGCCUUGCGUCGUUCACCAUCUCGGGGAUCGGUCUGUCACGUGGAUGAGGCAACGAGAUCUCCACAUCCUAACAGCUGGCAUCUUCACCUACUCUGCCGACGAGCGAUUCAGGGUCCUCCACCCUGAGAAUUCCAACGACUGGACCCUUGAGAUUCGGUUCGCGACGCUCAGGGACUCAGGGGUGUACGAAUGCCACGUGAACUCCGACCCGAAGAUCAGCCGUCACGUCUAUCUGGUCGUUUCAGACAAACAGCUUGACGACCCGGCCAUCUUCGGCGCCGCUACAGCCACCACGGAGCCAGCGCCCGUGGUAAUGAUCGAGGGGCCUUCCGAACGCCACAUUCAAGCAGGAAGUGUUCUGUCUAUUACGUGCCUGGUGCUGCACCCCCUUCAGCAGGCGCCGGCCCACGUUCUUUGGUUCCACGGCACGGAGAACAUUGACUACGAUUCCCCGAGAGGCGGCGUCUCCAUUCAGGUGAGUUUAUGAGGCGCUGUUGAUGGAUUCUGGGUUGUGGGGAUGGUUAAAGUUGUUUUGGGGAAGGAGUUUCGGUCUUUAGGAGAAAUGGAAAGGGAUUUUUUUUUUAAAGGAUUUCCGGUUUUAGGAAGGUAUAGAGGUGUUCUAGUUAAGGAUUCUGGAUGUAUGGUAAGUUUAGAUGUGUUUGUCUGUCGCGUGUUUGGUGCUGAAAUCCCAGUCCACGUUCAUUGGCUUUACUUCAGGGACUCCCCGAGAAGCGGCGUGUCCAUCCACGUGAGUUUAUGAGGCGCUGUUGAUG
Messenger RNA from Penaeus monodon (black tiger shrimp), 942 nucleotides. RefSeq lists its product as uncharacterized. Bases 12 to 656 code for a protein of 214 amino acids. Gene Ontology annotation, biological process: synapse organization. Lineage: Eukaryota; Metazoa; Arthropoda; Malacostraca; Decapoda; Penaeidae. The record is from RefSeq and is a predicted model, not a curated record. The transcript has 5 exons. Gene Ontology annotation, cellular component: neuron projection membrane.